This is a messenger RNA of Bacillus rossius redtenbacheri, 6207 nucleotides long. RefSeq names its product ATP-binding cassette sub-family G member 1-like. Gene Ontology annotation, cellular component: membrane. The transcript is spliced from 12 exons. Gene Ontology annotation, biological process: transmembrane transport. The record is from RefSeq and is a predicted model, not a curated record. Gene Ontology annotation, molecular function: ABC-type transporter activity; ATP hydrolysis activity; ATP binding. NCBI's taxonomy places the organism in Eukaryota, Metazoa, Arthropoda, Insecta, Phasmatodea, Bacillidae. The coding region runs from base 630 to 2435 and encodes 601 amino acids.
GUCCUAGCAUCGACUCAGCCCGCGCGCCCAGACGCUACGCGGCGCGGCGCGCGACACCACAGCUGGCGGCGGCGUGCAGCUGUCGCAUAGUCGAGCAACUGACGCCCGGUCGUGCAGCUUUCGCAUAGUCGUGCAGCUGUCGCUUUGUACAACUGACGCUCGAUCGUGCAACUGUCGCCCAGUCGUGCAACUGACGCUCGGUCGUGCAACUGACGCCCGGUGUUGCAGCUGUCACUUAGUCGUGCAACUGACGCCCGGUGUUGCAGCUGUCACUUAGUCGUGCAACUGUCGCCCAGUCGUGCAACUGACGCUCGGUCGUGCAACUGACGCCCGGUGUUGCAGCUGUCACUUAGUCGUGCAACUGACGCCCGGUCCUUUAAAACCAUCACUUGGUCGUGCAACUGACGUCGCAGCCUACGCGUCACUUCGUUAGCGCACCACGUCUUGGAACUGUUCAGUGCGACUGAUUGCAAGUGCCGCCCACGCCUGGUGCGGCUUCAAUUAAAGAAAUCGUUUCCCGCAGCGUGGGGUGUUAAUAUUAAAAUUUUUUCUGUGGUAUUUGAUUCGCGUCCAGCGGAGGAAGUGUCUGCAACCAUCAUCGGAACGAGAAAAAGCUGCGCCUGUCUGCCAUGGCGCGCAGCGGCGCUCUGCUCCACCUGCCCAGGUGCAUGGCCAUCGACAUAGAGUUCAGCGACGUCACCUACCACGUGGAGCAGUCCGGCUCGCCAGGAAGGAAGAAGAUUCUACACGAAAUCAGUGGGAAGUUCCUGUCCGGGGAGCUGACUGCAAUCAUGGGGCCAUCCGGGGCAGGGAAGUCGUCUUUCCUGAACAUCUUAACCGGGUUCCGGACGACUGGCGCCGGCGGCACAGUGAGAUGCGGCGAUCAAGGGGCGCAGGCGUUCCGCGAGCGGUCCCGCUACAUCAUGCAGGACGACGAGCUGUGCCCCUUGUUCACCGUGCAGGAGAUCAUGCGCGUGGCGGCCAGCUGCAAGCUGGGCCGCCAGCACUCCGCCAAGACUAGGCAGCUGGUGGUAGACGAUAUCUUGGAGGCAAUGGGCCUAGAGAACACCAAAGAAACUGCUUGUGGAAAAUUAUCUGGAGGCCAGAAGAAGAGACUGUCAAUUGCCUUGGAGCUGAUUGACAACCCGCCAGUUUUAUUCCUGGACGAGCCCACAAGCGGCCUGGACAGCUCGUCCUCGCUGCAAGUGGUCUCCCUGCUGAAGACGCUGGCCAGGGGAGGUCGCACCAUCGUGUGCACCAUCCACCAGCCGUGCUCCAAGGCGCUCGGCAUGUUCGACCACGUGUACGUCAUCGCCGAGGGUCGCUGCGUCUACCAGGGCUCCAGCGACAACAUCGUGCCCUACCUCGGCUCGCUGGGGCUGGACUGCCCGCGGUACCACAACCCGGCCGACUUCGUGAUCGAAGUCGCAUCUGGAGAACAAAGACACGUCUUAAACGAACUAGCAGAAGCUGCAAAUAACGAUUUUUGGAGGAAGCCUUACGAAUCUAUUCCGGUUUUAGAAAUAGAGCUGGGAGGAGACAAGAAGAGCUGCUGCGAGUCUGCUGUGGAGAAGUUCAAGUUUGACGCGAGGCCGCCGUCAGAGUUGGAGAAGUUCCCCGUGCUGAUGAACCGCUGCUUCAUACAACUGUACAGAGACUGGACGGUUACGCACUUGAAAUGUAUAAUGCACGUGGUUGUUGGCGUUCUCGUGGGCUGCAACUACCAGAACAUGGGCUCCGACGCUUCCAAGACGGUCAGCAACUUCGCUUACUACAUGUGCACAAUAACCUACCUCAUAUUCUCAUCCAUGAUGCCGUCCAUCCUCAGAUUUCCGAGUGAAAUGUCGGUAUUAAAGAAGGAGAAAUUAAACAGAUGGUACUGCCUGAGGACGUACUACUUGGCUGUUCUUAUCAGCAGCAUACCUGUACAGGUGAUGUUCUGUGCCGUCCACAUCUCCGUGACGUACCUGCUGACGGCCCAGCCGCUCUGCUGGUCGCGGUUCACCAUGUUCCUGCUGACGUGCAUCGUCACCACGCUGGUCGGCGACAGCAUCGGCCUUCUCUUCGGGACCCUGUUCAACCCUGUGAACGGCACAUUCCUGGGCUCGGUGGUGCUGUGCUUCAUGCUGCUAUUCGGCGGCUUCCUCUGCCUUAUCAGCGAUAUGCCGCACUUCAUACGCUGGAUGUCCUACCUGAGCACAUUCCGCUACUCAGCGGCGGGGAUGGCACUCAGCGCAUACGACUUCGGCCGGACGACCGUGCCCUGUCCCGCCUCCGAGGUUUACUGCCACCUGCGCGAGCCUCGCGUCAUUCUGCGCACCUUCAGCGCUGAAGAGGGCGAAUACUGGUUCAACAUGGGUGUGCUGAUCGCUUUCCUCGUCUUCUUCCGUGCCACCGGCUUCUUCUCGCUCCGCAUGCGCGUCAAGUCCAGUUAGGAGAGCCACUACUGACUCACCGUGGGCGUACUGGUCGUCUUCCUCCUCUUCUUCCAUGUCACAUCCUUCUUCUCUCUCCGCAUGUGCGCCAAGUCCAGCUAGGAGAGCCACUACUGACUCGCCGUGGGCGUACUGGUCGUCUUCCUCCUCUUCUUCCAUGUCACAUCCUUCUUCUCUCUCCGCAUGUGCGUCAAGUCCAGCUAGGAGAGCCACUACUGACUCGCCGUGGGCGUACUGGUCGUCUUCCUCCUCUUCUUCCAUGUCACAUCCUUCUUAUCGCUCCGCAUGCGCGUCAAGUCCAGCUAGGAGAGCCACUAGUGACUCACCGUGGGCGUACUGGUCGUCUUCCUCCUCUUCUUCCAUGUCACAUCCUUCUUCUCUCUCCGCAUGUGCGUCAAGUCCAGCUAGGAGAGCCACUACUGACUCGCCGUGGGCGUACUGGUCGUCUUCCUCCUCUUCUUCCAUGUCACAUCCUUCUUAUCGCUCCGCAUGCACGUCAAGUCCAGCUAGGAGAGCCACUAGUGACUCACCGUGGGCGUACUGGUCGUCUUCCUCCUCUUCUUCCAUUUCACGUCCUUCUUCUCGCUCCGCAUGCGCAUGAAGUCUAGCUAGGAGGGCCAUUAGUAACUAAACGUGGGAGUGCUGGGCGCCUUAAUAGUUGUCUCCCGCCACACAGACUUAUUCUUCCUCCACAAGCGCAUAAUGUGUGUUAAGUUAAAAUAAGAGAGUGCGUUAAAUUCAUGUAGAGGUUGUGCUGGUCGCCUUCCUCGUCUUCUUCUGCGCUAACGUUAUAUUGUCCCUCUACCAGCGUAUCAAGUCUAGCUAAUUCAAAGUAGAAUAGCACAUCAAGUCCAAGCAUUAAUUCCAGCAAGUCAAGCUAACGGGAUGCCUCAAGUUAAGAUAGGUAUGAUGAGUUAAUUAUAUCACAGUGUUUAUUUCAAGCCCACUAACGAGAUAUGUCAAUGUAAGCUACGGGAGCAUGUCAAGUGAAGCAUAUGGGACGAAUAAAGCAAGCUAGGUGGGAUGUGUUAAUUACAGCACAGUUUACAUGUCAAGCCAGCUAACGGGAUUUGUCAAGGUAAGCUAAGGGAGCAUGUCAAGUGAAGCAUAUGGGACUACUAAAGUGUUAAUUACAGUAAGGUGUAGCCUACAUGUCAUGUAUAGCAAACGAGACGCGUCAAUUUAUGUUAUGUGGACACAUCAAAUUCAAAUUCUCGUGUGUUGGUGCCACAAUUAUACAUGAAGGGGACUUAUAUUCGUAUUCCAUGCACGCCUCCUACAUUGGAAUGCAAAAAAAUAAAAUGAAAUUUAUAAGAAAAUUAUUUUCAACAUCAAUCCACAGUAAAAUUAUGUGUUUUGAAUUUUUUGUCGCUUGAUUUCAGACCCUAUAUGUCAGGAAUUUUUUUUCACACAUACUGUAAUAGUUUUUAUUUUAUUUUUGUGUCAAAAAUAUACUCGCGCUUUGUUUAAAAUUGGUACCAUAAUCACAAUGUAAUAAACUUGUCUCAUUUAACUUAAGUGUUAUAAUUCAAAAUGUUUCAAUGUUCGGAUUAUUUUUUUACAGUUAUGUUCAAUGACAAACUGUUCAGUGUUAAGUCCAAAAGUUUUAGUUGAAGUGAAUUUGUUUUCGGUACUUGUAUGUUUUUCAUAAGUAUGAAUAAAAAAAAUAUUUUACAUGAAUUUGGCAAACAUAAUUAAAAUUACUUACUUUUAGCUAAUUUUGCUUAGCAUCAACAUAAAUGGUCAACAAAUAGAACUAACUUCAGCCUACUGAAAUUUAGGUUUGUUUUCACAUCUGGUGAAAACUUACUUACUCGUGCAAGCGAAGUUCUUGUUCACCACAUGUGUCUGCCUCAGAUAUGCUUUUGCUUUUGGAAAGAUCAUCCAGUUGUUCAGCGCAAAAAAAAAAAAAUAGGACGGGGGAUAAGCAUGAGUAGUAUAAAAAAUGUACAGAAAAAAAUAUAAAAUUCAUUUAUGUUUGGAAAAUCAGGUUUGAUAUCGUUACUCAUAAAUAUUUUUGUCAUAAAGUACGCUUAUUGUUGCUUUAAGUACAAUGUGCAACAAAACGAAAUCAUAAACCAAAUUAUUACGGAAACACUUGAUUUUUUUUUCCUGUGCUAGUUCAUCUCACCAAGGCUGACAAAUUUUGGACGACAUAGUUCAACAUUGGUUUACAAUUCGCAUGGAGAUACCAGUCCAUGGUGGCUUUACUGCGUGCUCUUCUUGCUGUGCAGACGCGUAGAGUGUUAGCUGAUAUAUUAGUACUACGCCUUGAAGAUUUGAUCUUUCCUAUCGUAAAUAUAUUAGCUUAUAUCAGCUCUUCACUUAUGUUGCACUGGUCAUUAUUCGAUUCAAACCAUCAGAGGAUUAAUUUAAUGUACAGUGCAUAGUUAUAACAUAAAAAUUAUUGAAGAACAAAUAAUUUCCCCUAAAAAAUUUAUUAUUUACAGUUUCUGUCGAAAAAUCGCGGGUUUUAAUUAUUUUCGGAAACUCAAAACAAAAACCUCUACCUAAUAUUUUUUUCAGUAACUUGUGGGUUAUUUAUAGCUCGGUAGUAUUCGGGUUUUUCCCCUUCAAAUUAGUAAAAAUUAGCAAAGUUUUCGGAAGAUGCACAGAAGAAAUGAGUGAUUGUGAUUUUUCAUCCUUGUUUAAUGUUUUGAAGGUGACUGAUCUCUUAUGUACCAUUAUAAACUGCAGCAUACGGAAAUGUUGUUAUUUGCUGUUGGAGUGUUGUAUAACUAUAUUCAAACAACAUUAUUAAAUUUAAAGUAAAUUUACUUUCAUUGUUUGGAAUUGUUUGAUCCUUGUUAAAGUAAAAUGAAAGUGAUUCCUAUCUAAUAUAACUUGUUCAAAAAUGUUUUUAUACCAUCACUUUUAUUCAAGAAUUUUCUUUAAUUUGUCAAAUUAAACUAUGUGUUUAAAUAAUUGUAACCGCGAAUUAAGUUGAUGACUUUUUGUUUCAUAACUUUUUAUUAAGUUAAGUACUUUUUAAAUAACUACAUUGUUUUAAAUUCUUUGAGAACGUUAACAAGUAGUAGUAUUUUAUUUAGCUUAUUACGUACUAUUGCGUGUUUGUCAUCUAAGACAUUUGUAGCUACAAAUAUUCUUGAGAUUUAAAAUAAUAUUAAAUUGUUAUUGCUGUCAUUAUCCCUGGCGAGUUAAAUAUUAUUUUUAUGUAAAGAUUAAUUUAAGCGUAGUUUAUUCUAGUGUACGAAAAUCAUAAGCAAUUUGUUUUUGCUAAAAAUUCAGAGUUUAUAUAUUACACUAGCAAAAAUUCUCGCUGUAAAUAUUUGUGCUAGAAUAUAAAUGGACUUUAUAAAGUUUAUUGUUUAUUUGUAGUCGUAUAUUAAGGUGCAUAUAUAAUUAUCUCAUCAAGGAGCUUUGCUUCCAAAGAUUGAAUCUUGUGAAUUUUUUUAAAAUAAUUUUGUAAAUUGUUUCACUGUAUGUUACUUGCUCACAAACAACUCUGAGUACAAUGAAGUUAUUUCUGCUAUACGCUAAGCGUACCAGAAUCAAACAACAAAAAAUAAUUGUAUAGGUAGUAGUUCGUAUUUUAUUAAAAGUGUUUUUGUUUUAUUUAGAUUCAAUAGUCAAUGUUAAAAGUAAAAGAAUAUAUAUGUAAUUUUAGUUCAUUUUAUUAAUCUGUGUAGCCAGUAUUUAUAAGUAUUAAGAUUUUAUAUUCCUUUUAAGUAUUAUUAUUACUAAUAGUAUUUGAGAAAUAUUCUUCUGUGCGGGAAAAUCGUGUUCCUAUGUGACUUCACAAUUAAUUUUU